CAACUUCUCUUCAUGUCCUUAUCUUCCUAUCCCAUGCCCCCAAUUCCUAUUAUAUAUAUAUAUGUGUGCAUGUAUAAAUGCCAAAUUAACUAAUCAAAUUCUAAGCUAUGGGUUGCAAUUGCAAAAAGAUCGAUGUAGUAGACGGGACGAGAAGUAGAAGCUUUCGCUACGAAGAUUACAAUAAUCGAAGAGCGUUUCUGCGGAGCUAUCCUCUUCAAUGGGGUGAAGACGAAGAUGAACAAGAAAGAGUGACGGCAACCAAAGAAAGCAGUACUAGGAAAAAGCCUAUAAAGAAGUUCAUGCUAUCUGUAUAUCAUUGGAGUGGGGAAAAGGUUGUGGUUUUGAGGAGAUUCAAGGAUAAGCUUGCUGUUUAUGUUGUUGCCUGUCUUCCAAUCUGCUUUAAGUCACCUCUGUUGCCCUAAUUUCUGUUUGAUUCUUCUAAAUUUCUCUUCUUAUAUUUAUUCUAAAUCCCAGCUUUUGAUAUCAUGCACAUCAUAGGCAUAUGUAUCAUGUAUGGUAUGGGUAUUACUCUAAACCCUGGGUUUAACUCAAUCAGUUCGUAUACCCAUUCUGAAA
Gossypium arboreum is the source of this 576-nucleotide messenger RNA. RefSeq lists its product as uncharacterized. The coding region runs from base 108 to 422 and encodes 104 amino acids. Lineage: Eukaryota; Viridiplantae; Streptophyta; Magnoliopsida; Malvales; Malvaceae. The transcript has a single exon. The record is from RefSeq and is a predicted model, not a curated record.